AUGACGCUCAACUAUUCGAAGAACGGUGUUGAACUACAAAAGGCGUAUGAGGAGGUGGUUGGUGCAUCAAAUCCAAACGAGAAAUGGGUGAUUUUUGACUAUGAAGGAACGGCUAAUGUGCUUCGAUUGGGUGAUCAAGGAGACGAAGGCCUUGACGAGUUUGCUGCCAGUUUCAAUGCGGGUCGAGUGCAAUUCGGAAUUGCGAAAGUUCAAUUUGAUCAAACGGCUUUACCAAAGAUUCUUCUCGUACAUUGGCAAGGUGAAGGCGUGCCCUCGAGUCGACUAGCCACCACAACUAGUCAUGUCAGAGAUGUGGAACGAUUUUUAAAGACAGUUCAUUGUGUGCUUCAUGCAAGAAGUGAACUCGAUGUAGAUGAGAGAGAAAUUCGAAAAGCGCUCUCUAAAUUGCCAAGCUUCAGCUCGAGUAAUGUGGAAACUUCAUAUGCAAAUCCUGAGCCAGUGAAUUCCGUGUAUCGUCCAGUGAAACCGUCAAAAGAUAUCAAUGCCAAAGAAAGAGAAGAUUUCUGGAAAGCAAUGGAAAUAGAAGAAAAUCAACGUAAAAGGGAAGAAAUCGAGCGGCAACAACAUGAGCGAGAAAAGCAAAAGAAAGAACAAGAACGUGAAACAAAAGAAAGUGAAAUAAAAAGGGAAAAGAUGGCACAAGAAAGAGUUGCAGCAAGACCACCAGUACAGGAUAAUAAUCAAAUGCAUAAACCAUCGAGUAUUCCAUCGAAGUUCAACCUUUGCGACACUAGAAAACAACUCUUCGAAUCGCAAAUUGAUCAAUCUUUACCAGUUCCAAAAACACCUUCAAAACCAAUGCCAAAGUCUCAACCAUCUCCCGUCAUUUCUCCAUUCAAGGCUCCUUCUUUCGAAAAGAAUCAGGAAAGCGAUGAAGAUAAUUACUAUUCACCUCCUGCUCCAGCUUUACCUAAAUUUGAGGCUCCAAAGAUAUCGGCUGCAAUCCUUCCACCAAGCGCGCCUCCACCGAGCAUUCCAAAAGUAGAAUCACCGAAAAUUCUCGAAUCAAAUACUCCGACAAUGUAUGAUACAGUUCCUGGUGAAUUGCCAGAGCCUACAUCGAAAACCCCACCCGAACAACAUUAUCAUCACGAGGAGCCACCUACUUUUCAUCAAUCAAAUACUCCGACAAUGUAUGAUACAGUUCCUGGCGAAUUGCCAGAGCUUACAUCGAAAACCCCAACCAAACAACAUUAUCAUCACGAGGAGCCACCUGCUUUUCAUCAAGCUGCACCUUCACUAUACGAUACAGUACCCGGGGAACAGCAAGGGAUGAGAGCACGCGCCUUAUGGGAUUAUCAAGCCGAAGAUGAAACUGAGCUAAGCUUCGAUCCUGACGAUGAGAUUACCGAUAUAGAGCAGGUUGACGCUGGUUGGUGGAGAGGACGAGCGAAAAACGGGAAAAUCGGCCUUUUUCCUUCGAACUACGUGCAAAUAAUCAAC
Molecule: messenger RNA, 1464 nt
Organism: Mesorhabditis belari
Lineage: Eukaryota; Metazoa; Nematoda; Chromadorea; Rhabditida; Rhabditidae
Source: the annotation of a GenBank genome assembly